Messenger RNA from Amaranthus tricolor (Joseph's coat), 1913 nucleotides. Its product is annotated as glycerol-3-phosphate dehydrogenase [NAD(+)] 2, chloroplastic. The coding region runs from base 129 to 1496 and encodes 455 amino acids. Gene Ontology annotation, biological process: carbohydrate metabolic process; glycerol-3-phosphate catabolic process. Lineage: Eukaryota; Viridiplantae; Streptophyta; Magnoliopsida; Caryophyllales; Amaranthaceae. The record is from RefSeq and is a predicted model, not a curated record. The transcript has 9 exons. Gene Ontology annotation, cellular component: cytosol; glycerol-3-phosphate dehydrogenase (FAD) complex. Gene Ontology annotation, molecular function: NAD binding; glycerol-3-phosphate dehydrogenase [NAD(P)+] activity.
CAGCAAUGGAUAUAUUCGAAUGACGAUUAAAUCUAAUGAUUCCCGUCAUUUUUCAACUUCAAUUUUGACUAAAAAACAUAACCACCAUUUAAAAAACAAACAGUCGAACCCUUGAAAACUUGUAAACAAUGGCUGCCGCAUCAUCUGAACUCAAAUGCCUGUUUCCAAUCUUCACUCUAAACACUCAACCUCAUCAUUUCCCUUACACUCUCAAAUUCCAUAAUGAAAAUUUCCAGUCAAAAACCCAGUCUUUAAGGAUUUCACUUCUUCCUUCUAAAAUCCUACAAUGGAAUACUGUUUGCUUAGCUGCAGAAAUUGUGGAUAUUCCUCCUCCUUCUGAUGAUUCCGAAGAAAAUCCAGAAAAGGUUGUUGCUAUUACUGCUGCUGAAGAAAGGAAAGAUAGAAGAAGGGCUGUUAGAAUUGCUUGGGAGAAACUUGUUAGGUGGUCACGUUCUUGGCGUUCUAAGUCUAGGCCUGAUGUUCUUCAACGCACUCAAAAGGUAGUGGUACUUGGAGGUGGCUCAUUUGGUACUGCUAUGGCAGCCCAUGUCGCAAAUAGAAAAGCAGAAAUGGAAGUCAGUAUGCUCGUACGUGAUCCUCAAGUUUGUCAAUCUAUUAAUGAAAUCCAUUACAAUUGCAAAUAUUUUCCAUAUCACAAGCUACCAGAAAAUCUUAUUGCCACAACAGAUGCUAAGUUUGCUCUGCAAGGUGCCGAUUUCUGCCUUCAUGCUGUGCCAGUGCAGUUUACCGCUUCUUUUCUUGAAAGCAUUGUGGAUUAUGUUGAUCCUGGCUUACCAUUCAUUUCACUUAGCAAAGGUUUGGAGCUUAAUACACUACGGAUGAUGUCUCAAAUUAUUCCACAGGCACUGAAAAAUCCUCGCCAGCCGUUUGUUGCCUUAUCAGGCCCUUCAUUUGCCAAAGAAUUGAUGACCAAAUUGCCAACAGCUAUGGUAGUUGCUUCAAGGGACAAAAAAUUGGCAAAUGAAGUUCAACAGCUUCUAGCUUCUGAAAGGCUAAGAAUCAACACUUCAAGUGAUGUUACAGGGGUUGAAAUAGCUGGUGCACUGAAAAAUGUUCUGGCUAUUGCAGCUGGAAUUGUGGAAGGAAUGAAUCUUGGUAAUAAUUCUAUGGCUGCUCUUGUUGCGCAAGGCUGCUCUGAAAUUCGUUGGUUGGCAAAAAAGAUGGGUGCCAAGUCUGCGACACUAACAGGGUUAUCAGGGACUGGAGACAUUAUGCUAACGUGUUUCGUUAAUCUUUCAAGAAAUAGGACAGUUGGAGUUCGCCUUGGGUCAGGCGAGAAACUCGAGGAUAUACUGAACUCAAUGAACCAGGUUGCUGAAGGUGUUGCGACAGCUGGAGCCGUCAUUGCAUUGGCCCAAAAAUAUAAUGUGAAGAUGCCAGUUCUGACAGCAGUAGCUAGAAUAAUAGACAAUGAGCUAACUCCUCAAGCAGCUGUUCUUGAACUGAUGAGCCUACCUCAGGUUGAGGAAGUCUGAAGCCUGCGAACUGAGUUUUUGCUCUCUUAAUGAAUUGUAUAGACCGUGUUUUUCCUUGAAGUUGGAAACCAGUGAAUCGAGUUUGGGCUGAAAUAAUUUUUGCGCUGCAUCGCAGCUGCUCCUUCUCCAGGACAGCGUUAUACUACAGUGCUUCUAUUUACCGCAUAGUCCCAGAGAAGCUCAGGCAUCUGUGCAAUGGAUAUAGUAAAAUACAAACUACAACAUAUUGCAGAAAGAUAUUGGUGUUAAACUAUCCAAUUUAUCACUCCAUUUAUUCAUAUUCUGAUUUAAUUUAAUUUGAAAUUCUUAGGAUGAAGAAAUUGUAUUAUACUAUAUAAAUACAGAUAUUAGAUGCAUAUUGCAAUGCAAUUGUUUAAUAUUCUAUUACCUGCUAAAUUGGAUUUGGUCAUUAGGUGU